This is a messenger RNA of Penicillium canariense, 1539 nucleotides long. RefSeq names its product integral membrane protein TmpA. The record is from RefSeq and is a predicted model, not a curated record. Lineage: Eukaryota; Fungi; Ascomycota; Eurotiomycetes; Eurotiales; Aspergillaceae. Bases 1 to 1539 code for a protein of 512 amino acids. Gene Ontology annotation, biological process: sexual sporulation resulting in formation of a cellular spore; conidium formation; regulation of conidium formation. The transcript has a single exon.
AUGUCGGUUUCGGAGAAAACCCCCAUCACGGCCCCGAUCACUGCUCCCAUGCCUGCCGUGACCAAGAUGGUGACCACAUCCCGAAGCCCCAGUGAGGUGACUCUCACCGAUGGCGACCACAACCCCAUCGUCGAGAAGGUCCUCUCCCAGGAGAUGGGAUCGGUCGACUCAGGCUCUCGUCAAACAUUGGACCUCGAGGCGCAGACUGUGCAUGCUGAGCCCAGACGUUUUGCCUUCCUGCGAUACACCAUCUUCACUCUUUAUCGACGCCUCUUCACAUUGGUCGUCUGCGCAAAUGCUGGCGUUUUCAUUUGGAUCAUGCUCUCGGACCAAAAGCUUCUUCCCUUGGUCAAUGCCACAGCUGCCAAUUUACUUGCAUGUGGGUUGGCCCGGCAGCCACUCGUGGUCAACAGCAUCUUUCGGAUUGUUCUGUCAGUCCCGAGAUCUGCGCCGUUUGCUUUGCGCCGCUUCGCCUCCAAGGUCUACCACUAUGGAGGCGUACAUAGCGGCUGUGGCGUCGCCGCCUUAGUCUGGUACAUCGGGUUUGUUGGCCUGAUGUCGCGCCAGUAUUGGACGUCACCUCCGGCUAGCGCAGCAGAAACCGUUGGCUUUUCAGCAGCCCCGGUAGCCCUAGCUUACAUCAUCCUCGUGCUGUUGCUGGCCAUUAUUGUUGUGGCUCACCCGACGUUCCGCAUGAAGCGGCAUGAUUAUUUUGAACUCACCCACCGUUUCUCGGGGUGGCUAGUCGUGGCCAUGUUCGUUGCCUUAUUGUUGGUGUUUGCUCAUGAAAUUAGCCAGGCGCAGGGCCAGCCGCUGGGUCGGUUCCUUGUCACCCUGCCUGCAUUUUGGUGUUUAGUUUUGACGGUGCUGGCCAUCGUUCAGCCAUGGUUGAUGCUGCGCAGGGUCCCCGUGCGGGCCGAGGUCCUGUCCACUCACGCGGUGCGGCUGCACUUUGACCAUGCCGUCACCACUUUUGGCAAAGGCAUCCAGCUGGCGAAGCACCCUCUGCGCGACUGGCAUGGAUUCGCAACCUUCCCGGAUCCCACCCCCGGGGGUUCGCGCGGAAGGCCGAGCUUCUCCUGCCUGGUGUCCAAGGCGGGCGACUGGACUGCCGACACCAUCAAGAACCCGCCCACCCAUUUCUGGAAGCGCGGAGUGCUCAUCUAUGGCUUCGCAUAUUCCAUGCGGGUCUUCAAGCGAGUGAUCGUGGUAACCACGGGCUCUGGCAUUGGCCCCUGCCUGUCGUUCCUGGGCGAUGACAGCCGCCCUGAGUUGCGAGUUCUCUGGCAGACUCGCGCUCCGCUCAAAACAUAUGGUCAGGAGGUGAUGGACCUUGUCCACCGGAUGGACGCUAACCCAGUCAUCAUGGAUACCGACCACUCAGGACGAGUGAACAUGGUUCCCAUUGUGCAGCGACUGAUCCCAGAGUUUGGAGCCGAAGCGGUGUGCGUGAUCAGUAACCCUGUGCUGACGCGCCAAAUCGUGUAUGAACUCGAAGCGCGCGGGGUCCCAGCAUUCGGUCCGAUUUUCGAUUCGUGA